CUUCUGCUUCUGCAAAGUCUGGAUGAAAAAACUCACGGACGUUCGAUCUGCAGUUAGUGUUGUUGAAUAUACAAACCCGGUCGUCCUAGAGUAGUUUCCUUGGCAUAUCAUCCACGACUAAGUUAACGACAGCGUUAAGGACAAAACCUAUUUACCAAUGGAAGGAAAUCACUCUGAAGUAUGAUUGAAACAUAUUUAAAUGAAGACGUUUGGGUUUUUUCCUAAAUUUUUAGUUUACACGAUCUUCUUCAUGAUGGCGUGAGUUUGUGUUCAGUUUGCUGAUACCCGGAUAUAAAUUUACUGACACCUGCUCAUGCAGAAUCAAGCGGACAAUGAUUUUUGAUGCUUUUCGAAGUGAUGGCUUGCCGACCUAUUACUCCCCGAACCAAACACCCGUCACAGAGGAUGUCCUCAUCCUCGGAAUCAUCUUCGCUUUCAUCAUCAUCUUCUUCUCUCUCUUUGCUAUCCUUCCAGGGAUAAGAGGUUGGCAGCGAUUAUUUCUGUUUUGCCGGAUCACAAUAAGUCUCUUUAUUGGUGCUUCAAUAAUGCUGUCAAACUUUGGUCAAUCGUGGGAAGUUUCGUUCAUCAGAAACGUCACGACGGCUUAUCGAACCGGUAGGUCCGGGGAGAUACAGGCCGAUAUCGGGGUCAAAAUUGGGUUGCGAGCAGUUAAUAUCACACUCAAAGGUAUCCCUGAAGACCAAGACGGUGAUUCUGCUGCUUCGGGUGAGAGAGUCAACUACAAUGAAAGGUUUCAUUUCGAAGGAUUGCAAGGAAGAAACGGAUUCGGAAGAUUUGCUGGAAGAAUCAAUCGUGAGUUUCGUGAGGCUCAGUAUCGUGGGUUACCUUACCCGAUUCUAUGGGUGGCUGAAUACUUUGUCCUAGAUGGAGAAGAUAUAAGAUGGGGGCGCUCAUACCGCUUGGCUGGAUUCUACGCAGCUCUGUUAAUUUGGUUAUCCUUUCCUCUGUGGUUGAUCACCAAUAUCCUCUUGAUGAUUGGUGCUUUACCAAAUGCUUUCUUCAUGCUCUCUCUGACUGGUGGCUGUAUGCUUGGAGCUAAUGUCUUAUAUGCUUCUAUCAGAUACGGAUCUUAUCUAUCCAUCCCAUUCUCUGCUCAUCACAUCUUAGAUUUCAGCUACGGAUGGUCGUUUUAUCUCUGCCUGGUCGGAGGUCUGGUUGCGGUUAUCCUGGCCAUCGUUUGUCAUGUCCUUCGUCUCUUCUUCCCUGUUGGCAUGGAAGAAUUCUUCGGAUUCAAGGAAGAUUUCUCUCAAGACAAUGUUAAAUACUACCAUGGGAGACCAAGAACGGCAAAGACCGCGAAGCAAACACACACGAAACAAGUUCACGGGGAUAAACCGGCAAUGCCACCUAGAAGGUUUACCAGAAGGUUGUCCGUUUCUGUUGCAAAGGCUGUUGGGAUACGCGGACCAAGAAUGACGACGGCGUGGGAAAAAUAGAUCAUCUUUAUCAUCAUCAUCAUCCUCCUCGUCAGUGAGGAAGGCUGAUUUUCUGAGUAAAACGACAAUCUCCUAGAAACUUGCCAGCAGCGACCUAUUCUGGUAGAUGGACCCGGGAGAUGGACAAGCUUGAAUAAACUCCCAGGACUACCCAAUCGGCUACGUGAAUGCGUCCAAAGUACUUACUUGGCUUUCAAUAUUGCCUAUGUCUCUAACAUUUUUUCAUCAGACAUUUGAGCAUUUUUCAUAAAACCGUCGUAAGUUCAACUUCACCGACAUCCCGUUAUUCAGAGCGCGUGUUAAAUUUAAUACACGCAUUUUAAUGGGUUGCCGGCGAACUUCGUACUUAGAACAGAUUCGUGAAACGUUGCCCUGAUCGCUUGCAAAUUAAUUUCUGAUACACUUACAUCUCACAUAUUAAAGUAUCCACCUCUGAUAUUUUGACUUGCAUUCUAAUAUCCGAUUCACAACAAGAGACCGACACCAGAUCGAACUCGGUUGGUGUGGACUGUGGAGUCAGUUUGGAGUCGGUUUGGGAAUGAUGACCGAAUCAUAACCGCUGUUAUUUUUUACUUUUGACGUUUUGACAUCUGAACUACCUCUGGAAUUUGUAUUAUCUCUUACAUUUUAACUAAGAACCCUGUAAGAUUUACCUGCAAUUUUAGCGAGAAAUGAUGUAAACCGAUUCAACUACUGCAAUAAACGACUCAAAUUAAUUGUGCCGGAAAUAAUUAUGUGGGUACUUAAUGCUGAAACUUGGUUCCGUGAUUUUGAAAUAUCUAUCUCAUAAUUUCGUUAAUAUAAUGCUUAUGAAACAAUUAAUGUUGACGAUGUAACACUUUUCUUAAAAGACUUUAUAGUAAAAUGGUGAAAAGGAAUUUUACCUAGGCCGUUUGUAGUGUUCUUUUUCAUUAUGUUGAAAUACAAAAACAUGAAGACUUGUAUCGUUAAGAAUUUUAUUUUUUUGUGAUUUAAAACUUUGUAAAACUGAAAUAAGUGACUCACCAUGUGAUGUGUGAAAUGCAACGGGAUUUAAGAAGAUCUGUGUAUUUUAAAAGUUUUUUAAAAACUACUUAUUAACUAAGAACGUGUCAUUCAACGGAUGAUAAUUUUAUAUUGGAUAGAUGAACAUAGUUUUUACGUAUGUUUCUAGUCAUAUAAAGGUCGGGUGACAUCCAAACAUAAGUUCAUUCUAACAAGAGACAGUGGUAUGUAACUUCCCCUAGCUCAGCACAUGCUCACAAAAGAAUUGCAUGCGAUCAUACGAUACCUCCACAUUACCUUUCUUUUCCUGGAGAUGGUAAAGCAUGUCUGACAUAGCAACUCCUAUGUUGGUAUUAUAUGGUAUAUUGUAAUU
Molecule: messenger RNA, 2814 nt
Organism: Strongylocentrotus purpuratus (purple sea urchin)
Lineage: Eukaryota; Metazoa; Echinodermata; Echinoidea; Camarodonta; Strongylocentrotidae
Product: dual oxidase maturation factor 1
Exons: 10
Coding region: 333-1457 (374 amino acids)
Biological process (GO): protein transport
Cellular component (GO): endoplasmic reticulum membrane
Source: RefSeq, a predicted model, not a curated record